Magallana angulata is the source of this 2285-nucleotide messenger RNA. Its product is annotated as myotubularin-related protein 14-like. Gene Ontology annotation, molecular function: phosphatidylinositol-3-phosphate phosphatase activity; phosphoprotein phosphatase activity. The transcript has 18 exons. The coding region runs from base 105 to 1931 and encodes 608 amino acids. Gene Ontology annotation, biological process: dephosphorylation. Lineage: Eukaryota; Metazoa; Mollusca; Bivalvia; Ostreida; Ostreidae. The record is from RefSeq and is a predicted model, not a curated record.
UGUGUGCCACCAGUUAACAAUCGUGUGAUCGUUGAAACAUGGAGGAGAUGUCAAUAUCAGAAACGCUUACUUAGAUAUUUUAUGUGGUUAAAAGUCACUUAAUAAUGAGUCUGACGUCUUCAGAUGAAGUAAAACCAGAGGAUAUACACAAUUUGUUGGAACAUUGUGUGAAAACUGCACAUAAAGUCAAAGAUGGAGACAUCGAGGGUGAAUUCAUCAUGGAGAGAUGUCUUGUAUUAUUUUCAAAAGAUUAUAGAUAUUCGGUGAUCAAGAACUUUAGUGGAGAGCUCUGUGGACAUUAUCCAAGUAAAGUGGUUUUCCUGGAGUACCAGCUGUCGGAGGAAGAAAGAAACAACAGAAAAAGAUAUGAUGAUGUACAGAGCAUGUAUGAUGUGCCUAAAAUGCGGGACCUGAUUAAGCAGGCUCGGUAUGCCAGAUGCCGUUCUCGAUUUCCAGUUCCAGUUAUUCUGUUCGAAGGCAAGCAUGUGUGCCGCUCAGCUACCCUAGCCAGUGGAGCUGAAAUGUUGGGACGCACUGGCCUAGAUUUCCUCUUCUCACCCCCUGACAGGCCACAGGAAGAGGUGGCUGACCGUGGAGGGGGCUCGAACCCAGACACGCAUGACCGAUUCCGCGGACAUGACAUCAAAUUGUUAAAGUCGCUCACUAUCAAAUAUAUCUGUGAUUUGAUGGUGGAGAAAAAGAAAGUCAAGUUUGGGAUGAACAUAACUUCCUCAGAAAAAGUGGACAAGGAGAACCGCUAUGCUGAUUUUUGUAUUUUGUCUAUCCCUUAUCCAGGGUGUGAGUUCUUCAAGGAGUGGAAGGACAACUCGUAUUUUGGAGAGACAAUGAAAUUUGAUUGGAGUCAGGAUUAUGUUGAUGCGAAGUUGGACAUUCCAGAGGAUUCUUUACUGAACAAAUUGGGUGUGGAUUGGAAGAAAUAUAGGAAUUGGGACCUUAUUCAACAAACACAGAACUAUAUGAAGUUGUUUCUCCACAUCUUGAGAGAAGGGGACACAGGAGUCUUGAUCCACUGUAUCUCGGGCUGGGACCGGACCCCCAUGUUCAUCUCUCUCCUUCGCCUCUCCCUGUGGGCUGAUGGUGCCGCCCACACCUCCCUCUCCCCGACAGAGAUCUUGUACCUGACACUGGCCUAUGACUGGUAUCUCUUUGGUCAUAAUCUGCCAGACAGAGUAAACAAAGGGGAAGAGAUUCUAUUUUUCUGCUUUAAUUUCCUGACCUAUAUUACCUCGGAUGAAUUUUCUGUCAAAACUUCCAGUUCUGUCAGAAAAGUGAGUAGAACUGACUCUGAGUGCAAUAUGGAUGGAAUACUGUUAGAUACAGACCAUCGACGAUUUAGCAUACGUGGCAGUAACACGAGUAUUAGUAGUUUAGGUAGCUGUGGGUUUGAGAAUGCCCCUGUCUUCUUCACAACCAAUCCAGAAGAGGAUGCACAUUUUUCUAAUGGGAACCCCAGCGUCAGUAUAUCGGCGCGCUACUCCCCCGCGGCCAGCAGACUGACCUCGGACGUCUCCUCCCUCCACAACAUCCACUCGAGCCCCUCCUCCUCCAGUCCAAUGGCGGUCCCCAACAGUCUCCGCAAGGUGGACGCCACUCGCUCCGCCUCCCCUGGCUGUGGCAGUUGGCAGGUGGUGUCUAGCUGUGGCAGCCUGCGCGGUCUGGUGUCUUCCCAUGAUUCUCCACACUCCGUAGACUCCAGCAACAGUUCAGGAAAACUGAGCUACUGCCAAGAAGCAGUAGAAUAUGUUGAAACUACAAGACAUUCAAAGUUGGAUGCAGUGCGGCGAAUCUUCCACAAUGCUUACGUCAAUAAGAUUGCCACGAAAGCAGGGGGCAGUGGAGGAAUUGUUAACUUUCUGGACCAGUUUGCUGAGAAAGUGGGAAUCAGAAGUGGCAGGACUACUCAAGUGUAGCCAGUGUAUGAUAGUUAGGGAGCUGUAGAUUUUGAGUCAAAGACUUUAGUAAGCUGAGCUGUUCCUGAUGCUAUGUGUGUUGAGGGUCCACAGCUUCUGUGUGUGAGUCGUGUCUGAACCAGUGAGAAUGUACAUUUUUUGUGAUAACUUCUAUAUGUGAUAUCAUUUUAUUUCAUCACCAUACAUGACAUUUUGUUCAUAUGAAUAGAUGGUUUUUAGUUUUGUUUUAAUGAAGAAUAUAUGGUUUUUAUGAAAAGAUGCUAGAUUUUGUUUUUCAUAGUCACUGAAAUUCUUUUUGUUAUGAAUGAUUACAUGACUAAUUUACAAUAAACAGAAAUUUAUUACAUUAGCCAG